This is a messenger RNA of Lolium rigidum, 1671 nucleotides long. Its product is annotated as B3 domain-containing protein Os11g0197600-like. The record is from RefSeq and is a predicted model, not a curated record. The transcript has 5 exons. Bases 1 to 1404 code for a protein of 467 amino acids. NCBI's taxonomy places the organism in Eukaryota, Viridiplantae, Streptophyta, Magnoliopsida, Poales, Poaceae. Gene Ontology annotation, molecular function: DNA binding.
AUGGCCGCGACGGCGAUGGAGAAGGGUAAGGAGAAAGAGAAGGGGAAGGGGAAGGAGAAGGAGGGGGAGAGCGGCAUCAAGUUCGGGCAGCAAUUCGCCAGGGUGUUCUUUCCGCACCUAUACGGGGAGAGAUUGAGAAUUCCAGCAUCAUUCAACCAGUACCUUCAGAAUCAGCCUACUGGAGUGGUUUACCUAAAAGGUCAAAGUGGGAACACAUGGCUUGCAGAACUGGCUUCAGACAAUGAAGGGUUGUUCUUUGUGAAGGGAUGGAAGGAAUUUGUGAGAGAUCACUCGAUUGGGACGGGUCACUUUUUAACAUUUCGUUAUGAUGGACACUCACAGUUCUCAGUAACUAUAUUUGAUGCAAUGUGCAUUGAGAAGCCCUCGGCUUUCCACGCUAAGCCUUGCAAGCAUAUGGUCGUUAAACUAGAAGUUAGUGAAGGGGACAUUGACAUGAAUGCAGCUGGCCCAUCACAAGUAGUGGCCUCUCCCCUGGAGGCGAGUGAUAAAACCACAAGGAAGAGGGUUACAGAAUUGGAUGCAAAUGGCUCUACAUCGAAGAAGUGUUGUAGUGUCUUGGAAAACUGUAGGCCUGAAACUUCGGUCGUAGCUUGUAAGGAAACACUAACUAGCGUUAACAUGGACAUGGAUUCAGCUUACCCACAAGAAAGAGUGGUUGUCCCCCUUGAGGAGAGCAACAGAACCACAAGGAAGAGGAUUAGAGAAAUGGAUGCAAAUGACUUUGAAUUGCAGAAGUUGUCUAUCUCUUCAGACAAGGGUAAGAAAAAGUGUCCUGGAGCUUCAGUUGGUACUUACAAGUCGGCAUCAAGCCUUAACAGUACCGAAGAUUCUGAUUCCUCAAGCAGCAUGUUAGAACAAAGUAUUUCUUCGAUCAAGUCUGAAUUGUCACCACCCAUGCGGCUCAGAAUGAAUAAGGAUGCAGCUAGAUGUGGUAAAUAUAGCGCUUCAGGUCAAAGACAACUGAAAGUAAUAUCGCAAAGGCCAGUGGUAACUGAAGAACAGAAGAACCAGGCUUUGCAAAGGGCAAAGAAAUUUGAAUCCAAGAAUCCGUUCGGUCUCCAGAUAAUGAAGGAGUCUUAUGUAUAUGUGGGGUUUUUCUUGACUAUCCCUAGUGAAUUUGCAAGGGAAUGUCUUCCACGUGCCAACAGGAAGAUAAAACUGUGGGAUCCACAAGGAAAGUCUUGGGAUGUUAACUAUGUCUAUAACAGCCAGCGUUCUGUAGGCGCUUUCAGCGGUGGCUGGGGCAAGUUUGCUGUAGGCAAUAAUCUGGAGACGUUUGACAUCUGUGUCUUCGAGCUCAUCUCGAAGGACAACAUAAAAGUACACAUCUACAGAGUUGUCCCAGAAAUAACUCCAUUCCUCCCCGGUCCUGGCCGGAAAUAACAGUCAUGUGGACAUGUUGAGGGAGUGUUCUCUUCCAUCAUUUAGAAAAGAUGUCAGGGGUCUGUCUGCAAUUUCAGUGAUUUGGGGCUCUAGUAGGCAAUGAGUAGACAUUAUAGAGAUAUUGGUGAUAUUUUAUUUUAAAAAUAAGUGAGUCGCUAAUAAAAUUAGCUGUGGUCUUAUUGGAUUGUUCAAGAAUAAUCUAGUACUAGCAUUGCUGCCAUUGUAAUUCCAUAUUAUUUGAAAAAAUUUAUUCUAUUAUAGUUUUUA